Molecule: messenger RNA, 1310 nt
Organism: Melanaphis sacchari
Lineage: Eukaryota; Metazoa; Arthropoda; Insecta; Hemiptera; Aphididae
Exons: 4
Coding region: 99-1049 (316 amino acids)
Source: RefSeq, a predicted model, not a curated record
CGGCCGACCGUCGUUCAGUCGAUACCGACCAACCGCCGCGGUUAUUAUAUUUUUGGAUCAAUUAUAAUAGGAAAACACUGCCGUUUCCGUUUGCAGACAUGGAUACGUCGCUGCUAUGGUUAACAAUCUUGGGCUGCGCAAUGUGCACGGCUUCGGAAGUGUCAUCACCUUCAACUUCCGAAGUUUCCGGUUUUCGGAUGAUGUUUAAUGCAUACAGACAAUGUUCGGACCAACCGGAAAUGGUGGUGUGCUUGAAGAGUCGGGCACUCCGGAUGCUGGAUAGAGCCAUUAAUAUGGAAAAUAUUCAGAUAACUGACGGUAUAUCUCUGGUGAAGAAAUCUGAAAUUAACGGCAGGUCGUUGGAGGUAGACAACAGUGAAGUGGCUGAAAAUGUGAUCCCCGAGAAUUCAGCCGAUUUUAGUAAGAAAAUAGACUCGAUGUUGUAUGAAAAACUGUCCAGGUUCGCCAGAUCAAGAUCGCUUCAGCUGUCCAUGCCACAGAUGUUCGAAGAAAGCAGGGACCUCGAUGACGGUGUGUACUUAACUGGUCGCAAGAAGAAAAAGGACAAGGGCGGACAGGUGUAUCUGAUGAUGCUGAAAGGCGGUCUGUUAGCUAUGGCGUACAAGGGUCUGGCACUGUUGGCCGGCAAGGCGCUGUUGGUGAGCAAGAUCGCACUCACGCUGGCCAUUCUGGUGGCGUUCAAGAAGCUGUUCAGUGGCGGCGGUCACGGUGGCUCGUCCAAAACCACGUACGAGAUCGUCAAGCAGCCGGUGAUGGCGCACUCACAUCAGUACGCCGCGCCCGGCGCUGCCGACACAUUCGGAAGUUACGACAAUAGCGGACCGUACGCCCGAAGCAUCGCUCAGCCGGACGUCAUGCCGUAUCCGCAGCUCGCCGCGUACAGAGCCCACGUAAGAGGCAUCGGUGGUGGAGGUGGUGGCGGCGGUGGAGGCGGUGGUCCCGCGAUGAUGUCGUCUGCGGCCUCGACGCAAUCCAUUGUGUCCGGAGGCGUGCAACAUGAAUCCGGUCAGAGAGACGAAGCGCUCUGAACUCCGGACAUCUGAACACAAGUUUCUCAAUCGAUCCUAUCACGUCGACUGCCACUACUGAACCUAUUGCAGCUACCCACCUUAUAUCAACUUCAUCAUAAGAAAUAAUAUUAAGAUAUUAUUUUCAGCGUAACAGCGUCCCGGCAACCCGUCUAAAGACUUCGUAAUUUAAUACCGCUAACUACACAUUAAUCAUUAUAAAUUAUUUAUUUAUUUAUUUAUUUUAUCGUCUUUUUUGUGUUAUGCAUAUAGUAUAAACGU